AUGCCUCACAAGGUAUUUAAGUUGACGAUCGACUUGGGAGAUGACGUGGUAUGGGUAUGCAAGGCUCGAUGUCACAGCCGCGAGGAGAAGCAUACGCCUACGCAGAAGCACGAUACCGAGGAUGCCAAUAUCCACCAGCAGCAGACGCAGCAAAAGCCAGAAGUUCAAGACCCACUCCUCUCUCAGGGCCAGCGGAAGCAGUUCAACCACCCCGAGGACCAACCCCAGGGCACGCGUGAGCAGCUGUCCCAGCAGAAUCAGGUUGAGCAACAGAACCAGCGGAAUCUCUGGGAUAGAUGCUUGCGGGAACGGCAGCAGACUCAUCAAUGCCAACGCGAGAUCCAGCACUCCCAGCAGCAAGUCCAAUUCGAGCCUUUCCACCAGCAAUUCACGCACAAGAGGCAAAAGGUUCAGGAUAAGGUAAAGCAGGAAAAGUGGUUCCAGAAAUGGCGUCAGGAGUUUAAGGACCAGGUCCAGACACAACAGCCUGAUGAAGAAGAAUGCCCGAUCCCGCCUGAUUACCGACAGGCACCGAAGCAGCCCACGCAACAGCCACUUAACGGCCAAUACCAACCACAACAGCCUCAAAACCUGACUCAGAAUCCACAGACACCGAGCCAGUACUGGAAGCAGCCCCCACACGUGCCCCAUUACCCUCAGCCCCGAUACCAGGUCUGGCAUCACCCAUAUUAUCAGCCGUGGCAGCCGCAAACUCAGAGCAUUCUCUGGACGUUGCAGGCUCAGUACCAAAAUUUAGAUCAGCAGAUUCGGCAGUUACGCUGGCAGCAGUGGCUCCAAUCCCAGAAACAGCAUUGUGAAGUCCAAAAUCAGAAGCGGUUUCAGACCUGGCAGCAGCAGGCGUCUCAACAGCUAAUCAAGUGGCAGCAGGCCCAAUACAACGCCCGUAGGGAGCGCCACCAGCUUCAGCCGCGGGAAGGAAGAAAACAGUCCCGAGCACAUGACGAGUCAGGUAUUCCCGAUUUUCCACCGUCUCCUUUUGGAACAAAUGAAGAUAGCAAUGAUAGUAACGAGGAGGGAUAUCCAGAGAGUGAAGAGGGUGAAUAUGAGAGUCAAGGCGAGAGGGAUGGGAGCGAUAAUGACCUGGAGAGUCACAGUGAGACUGAGAGCGAAAGCAAGGUGGAAGAGGACAAGGACGAGGACGAUGAAGAGGAUAAUGUGGGGAGUGAGAGCGGCUUUGUUUUUAUCUGA
Messenger RNA from Aspergillus glaucus CBS 516.65, 1209 nucleotides. RefSeq lists its product as uncharacterized. The coding region runs from base 1 to 1209 and encodes 402 amino acids. The transcript is spliced from 2 exons. The record is from RefSeq and is a predicted model, not a curated record. Lineage: Eukaryota; Fungi; Ascomycota; Eurotiomycetes; Eurotiales; Aspergillaceae.